This is a messenger RNA of Siniperca chuatsi (mandarin fish), 4428 nucleotides long. RefSeq names its product signal transducer and activator of transcription 6, interleukin-4 induced (gene stat6). Lineage: Eukaryota; Metazoa; Chordata; Actinopteri; Centrarchiformes; Sinipercidae. The transcript has 22 exons. Gene Ontology annotation, molecular function: RNA polymerase II cis-regulatory region sequence-specific DNA binding; DNA-binding transcription factor activity, RNA polymerase II-specific. The record is from RefSeq and is a predicted model, not a curated record. Gene Ontology annotation, biological process: growth hormone receptor signaling pathway via JAK-STAT; regulation of transcription by RNA polymerase II; response to peptide hormone. The coding region runs from base 586 to 2979 and encodes 797 amino acids.
GAUAAAUGCCUACCAUAUGUAUUCUCUGUUUAUGCUUAUUCUCUCUCUCAAAGGCUGCAGGAUGCAUGCGUUCAUCGCUGUGGAAUCCUUCCAGUACUAACAAAACAGACAGCUGUAAUCUACAUACAAAUAUAAGCCCAAGACCAGACAAGGACCACAUUUGGAAAUGUUGAACCAACCUCCGAAAUGCACAGUAUCUAUUCGUCAUCAUAUUGCUAAACAGCAGCCCUGAUGUGUCUGGACUAGUCGACAUUGCUCGGUCAUGUGUGAAGUUGAACUGGAACGUGAGGGCAGGAAAUUAAGCGCGCUCCUCCGGUAGUGGCACAUCGUGCUUAACAGGGAAGUAAGCCUAACCUACUUUCUACGUUGUUAAAAGUUGUCCGUGGCCUGUGAGAAGUGCUCGGCGCUCAAAGUUGAUUUCUCCUCGGUUGAAACGACGGUAACGUUAAUUGUCCACCUUUUAAGGGGCAACGUCAGCGUUAAAUUGAGUGAUGGAGGCAGGAAAUGUUCGGUAGGAUAUUCGGACUGGCGGAGUACUUAUGAGACAGAGGAGGAAGAAGGGAGACGGACUAUAGCGUCUUUUCAAUGUCAUAUAAUCUAUAUUUAACUGAAGAUUUACAUCAUCGGGAGGAACAAAUGUCCAUGGGCCUGAGUGCCACAAACAGGCCCUGUUUGAUCAUGGCCCAGUGGAUACACAUGUCCCAGAUGAUACAGUGCCUGUCUGAUGAGACUGUCAACAACCUCUAUCCCCCAUCGGCUUUCCCCAUUGAAGUCAGACAUUUUUUAGCUGAAUGGAUUGAGAGUCAAAGAUGGGACGACUUUGUGCUGGAAAAGGUGGAGCAGGAGAGCCAGGCUCAGGCUCUGUUGGACCAAACCAUCAGCAUGCUGCAAUCGAUUGCUCAGCAGAAUGCCAAUGUGGUAGACCGGAUGAAGCUGAUGCAGAUCAGCAGGAACAUGGCCAUGUUUCAGCAGCAGCCUCUACAGUUUGUAGUGAUGGUCAGGGACAUCCUCAGGAAGGAGAGGGUUCUGCUUGGCACAUCCCCUCAGAUACCCAACCCACCACAGUACCAACAGUACCCGAGUAGAGAGUCUUCAUUCCCCAACAUGCAGGAUGUAGACCACCUGGUUCUGAAGGUGCUUGAGGUCCAGGACAUCCGACAAAAGAUGCACCAGCUGCAAGAAGAGCUCAACUGGGAGAGGCAGAACUAUGAGGGUUUACAAGGGCCGAUUCAACAGAACGGACUGGAUCCCGCAAAGUCAGAAGUCCAGAAACUCCAGAACCACAUCCAGCAGCUAGAGUACAAUGUGAAAGCAAUGGCCACGAAGCGUUUCCAGCUGCUGAAGGAGUGUGUGGACUGUCUGGACCAGUGUCAGAGCCGGCUGAUCAGCAGGCUCAAGGCGUGGAGGUGGGAGCAGCACAAGGCCACCAUCGGACAUCCCUUUGAUGACAACCUCAACCCACUGCAGACAUGGUGUGAGCAACUGCUUGGUGUGAACGGGAAGCUCAGACAGGAAUUGAUGCUGAUAGGGGAACCGAUCCCAGAGCUCCAGGAAAGGCUAGGACAACUUCUGCAGGUUCUGAUUCAAAGCUCUCUUGUAGUGGACAAGCAGCCCCCUCAGGUCAUCAAGACGCAGUCAAAGUUUUCCACUACUGUGCGAUAUCUGCUGGGGGAGAAAGUAGCUCCCGGGAAGCCUGUGGUGCUGAAGGCGCAAAUCAUUAAUGAACUGCAGGCCAGGAACCUUGGCAGUGUACCAGGUGAUAAUGUCGGGGAACUGAUCAACAACACAGCCAUCCUAGAACACAACACAGCCAGCAAGAGCACAUGUGCCACCUUCAGGAAUAUGUCCAUCAAGAAGAUCAAGAGAGCAGACAGAAAGGGAUCAGAGUCUGUGACAGAGGAGAAAUUUGCUCUCCUGUUCUCGACAGAGAUCACCAUCACAGGCUGUGAAACUCCCUACAGGAUACAGAUGAUCUCACUGCCGGUGGUCGUCAUUGUCCACGGAAGUCAAGACAACAACGCUCUGGCCACCAUCAUAUGGGACUGUGCUUUUUCUGAAGCAGACAGAAUGCCGUUCGUGGUGCCGGAGCGCGUGCCCUGGAUAAUGAUGUACAGCACUCUCAACAGUAAAUUCACCUCUGAGGUCCAGACACAGCACAAUCUGGACCACUACAACCAGCACUUCUUGGCUCAGAAGAUAUUCGACAAGCCCGACUUUGCUGACGACUUCAGCAACAUGAUGGUUUCCUGGGCCCAGUUUAAUAAGGAGGUUCUCCCAGGUCGACCGUUCACUUUCUGGCAGUGGUUUGAGGGAGUGAUGGAGCUGACCAAGAAGCACCUGAAGACCUACUGGAGUGAAGGGCUGAUAUUUGGUUUCAUUGGGAAGCAGCAUCUACACCUGAUUCUCAAAGACAGGCCCAACGGGACGUUCUUGCUUCGCUUUAGUGACUCUGAAAUCGGAGGCAUCACCAUUGCAUAUGUGUCUGCUGCUGACAAUGGGGGACAGAAAAUCCAGAACAUUCAGCCCUUCACUAAGAGAGAUCUUGAGAUCCGUAGCCUUGGUGACCGCAUCCGGGACAUCAACCACAUAACACACCUGUAUCCUGAAUUUCCCAAACAUGAAGUCUUCAAAAAAUUCUACUCAGAGCCUCAAGCAUCACCCAUCGGGGGUUAUAUCCCUGUGUCUCUCCAUACUAAAGUUGGCACGGAAGCUGGCUCAACCACAACCCCGACUCCCAGUAUGGCACCUCUCUCCGUUAGGCAAUCAGUUUUUGAUGAUGGAUCUGCUAAGGUGUUUAAGAGGCAUCAGUUCCAGCAGCCAUUCAGCCCACAAGAGUCGAUCACUCAAGACACAAUGGAAACUGCACCUACUCCUGUGGAGUUCAGUCCAAACCCUCCUGUUGUCUUCACUGAACACAUUCCCACAGGUAACAAUAUGGAUCUAGAUUUAGACACUUUUCUCCAGACUCUGAGUCAUUAGAAGGAUUUCCCAUCAAAGUUGUUUUUGGAGUGCAAAGCAGACAUUGAAUGGAGACCGGAGCCAAACUCGUCUGUCUGACCUACACAUGAAAAAAGUGGCAUUGUUUGUGCAGACUUUCUUCCUUCACUUUCAUCAUACAUCUACAGCUUCAUUUACUUUUGAGUAAAAAGUUGUUGGGAGACAAAUUUGAUUUCUCUGGGACUCAACGUGUUGAGCUGGUGCUACGGAAAAAGCAGGAAAUCGUUUUAAGGACAAAGUAAAACUGAGAACAAACCAGAACGAAAAGUCCUUUCAUCGCUGUCUGUUGGCCCUCCUAGUUGUGCAAUCUCUCUCAAGUGGUGGUAGGUUUGUUGAUGUUGAUUUCUUUGCUUGUCUGUUUAUACUACACUCCAUGCAUUUUGGAAAAUAAGUGAUUUACUGUACAGAUUACAGUGCAUUUCCAACAAUGACCCAACAUGCAUGAAAGCAGACAGUGUGAUGCUCAUGGAAACAUUAUCGUAACAUGACAUCGUCACUCAGCUACCAGAGAUUAUUUUUGAGGUUAUGUUGUUCUCUGUGCUAGUUGCAUGUUUUAUUAUGAUGUGGCAAGCAUAUUUGAAGAGUGUUUUCCUAUUGUAUAUAACCCUUCCUUGUGAUUGAAAAGCCUGUCUAAGCCUCAGCUAUAGUAUGUUAUACACUCAGUCUUACAGUAUGCAUGGUAAAUACUUCAUAACUCAUCCAUGGGUCAGUCAGUGUUUGUGAGCCUAACCCAUUCUGUGGUAUAGUGAGGAUUAGGAACAUGUAAGGAACAAUAAGCUUUUCCAUCGCUGUUGACUAUGAAAUUAUGCCACAAUGAUGGACACCUACAAUGUAGCAGAUGGCAGAAGUGGUGAUGAUGAUGGUGGUGGGAAAUGCCUAUAUUAUAUCUGUCUACUCUAUUUCCUGUAUAUGUAUGUGUUUUUAAAGCUUCUGUUAGUUAACCUUAGCCAAUAAUGUUUGGCCUUUUUCUCUUAAGUAUGUACAAGUCCUACUAAUUGAGCAUAAAUGUUACUUAACUUACUUAUUUUUCUAUUUAGAUGCCCUAAUACACAAUGUUUCUGUCGGUGAUCAGAUCUGUGUCUGUCUUCAGUGUUUGGAGUGAUAAAACUGAUAAAAAUAGCGUAUUAAGUGAAUAAUCAACAGUAUAUUUCCAAACCAUUCUUUCUUGAUUUUAGCAGCUUUUAUUCGCAUCUGAAUGUAUAUCAAAACCAAUCUUUCCCAUAAACCAACUUAAGGUUUUAUGAGAAGCUUUCCAUUACCUACUUUCACUGUCAGUGUCGUGCAUGUAAUAAUAUAAUGGUGGUGUUGGAUGUACCAUGUUGCAUGUAAGUUUGCUGGAUGAUAACCUAAAUCACUUCGAGGCUACUACCACAAUCCCUAUAAUCUUUCAACUGUGACAAAUAAAAUCUCAGUUUUUGAAAUUAUCAAAAA